GCUGCUUCUUCAACGAAGCCCUAAAACUCUGUCUCAAACCCUCGAUAAGGAUUACUCUCCUCCAUACUCUAAAACCCUGAAUCAGGAAAAUUCACUCUUUUUAAAAACCGUUGCGAAUCUCCAACACAUCCUCCACGAUCAAUUUUGAGUGUUGGUUGGCUGAAGUCUUCAGUUUUUUGUUCGGAUUAGAUGAAAUUCGGGAAGCAGAAACGUCACCGGAGGGCCGUGAGAUUCUACACUACCUGCUUUGGCUUUAGACAGCCAUUUAAGGUGCUCUGCGAUGGCACUUUCAUUUUCAAUCUCGUUCAAUAUGGUGUUGCGCCUGCCGACGAGGCCAUCUCCGAUGCCCUUGGAGGACCUGUGAAGCUAUUCACGACCAGAUGUAUCAUUGCAGAGCUGGAGAGACUGCUUAUCAAAAAAAAGAAAAAGAAAAAGAAAGAGCCGGAGACUGUGGGUGACUCUUACUCUAUUACUCUGGAGGAGAAAAAGAAAAAGAAAGAGCUGGAGAGACUGGGUGACCCUUACUCUAGUACUCUGGAGGCGGCUCAAAUGCUUGCAAUCGCAAGAUGUGAUCAUGAGAAGCAGACGAGCGGAGCAACUUGCGUCAGAGAGAUUAUUGGAAAGAAUAAUCCUGAGCACUUCUUUCUUGCUACCAAUGACCCUGAUCUCAGAGAGGAGUUUCGAAAGGUACCAGGUGUCCCUCGUAUGUUCUGUUUGAGAAACAGCCUCUUCCUUGAGAAGCUAUCUGGGUUUGAGCUCCAGUUUGUCAAGAAUUCUGAAGAAGAACGCUUACAUAUGGCUGAGUCCGACCUUAAUAUGUUAAAGAAAAGGGGUGUUAACACAUCAGUAACUAAGGAAAGAAAGGAUUCGUCUGACGAAGAUGAAGGUUUAGUGGAUGAGAAAUCCAAAAUGCACGAUAUUAAAGGGAGACAAGCUGAAAGAAAGGGAAUGAAUGUUAAGGAAAAAGUACAGUUUAAGAGGAAGAAAGCCAAGGGUCCGAAUCCGUUAUCUUGUAAGAAGAAAAAGAGUCAUGGAACCCCAAAUCCUGUAUCAGAAAAGAAAAGUAAAGUUGGUGAAAAUACCGCGAGUAGAAGUCGAAAACGGAAGAGGUCAAGCAAAGGCAACAAGCGUGUGGAAGCAAAUGGUUAAUUAGCAUUCAGUUGCGGUUGGAGUUUGAAAGUUUUGUACGCAGGGCAGGGUGCCUGGACAAUCAUUUCUUACAGUUAGUUAUUCGCAGCAGCCUUAUUCUUUAUAUUUCAUGCCAUGGUUUCUUGAUUCAUGCUUGUGUGAACAAAGCUAACCUAUGCAAGUUUGGCAAGGCAACGGUUUCAAGGCAAGUCAAGUGACCUGCAUUUAUGUUUUAUUAAGGAGAGGAGAGAUGCCAAAUUAUUUAUAUUGGUUAAUUUAAAAUACUUUUUUUUUCUUGUUUUC
This is a messenger RNA of Tripterygium wilfordii, 1431 nucleotides long. Its product is annotated as rRNA-processing protein UTP23 homolog. NCBI's taxonomy places the organism in Eukaryota, Viridiplantae, Streptophyta, Magnoliopsida, Celastrales, Celastraceae. Gene Ontology annotation, molecular function: small ribosomal subunit rRNA binding. Gene Ontology annotation, cellular component: nucleolus; small-subunit processome. The transcript has 6 exons. The record is from RefSeq and is a predicted model, not a curated record. Bases 190 to 1149 code for a protein of 319 amino acids.